AAAGAAUGCAAAUAUAGUCAAAGUUUAUUCUGAUCUUGAUUCAGAAAAUGAGGGAGAAGAUUAUGAAGAAGUCUAUGCUACUCUAAAAAUAAGAGUCACUUCAUAUACUACUAAUAGGAGAGAAGUAAAAGAAAGAAGUAAAAAGACUUUAAAUCUCAACAAGAAAUGA
Molecule: messenger RNA, 169 nt
Organism: Funneliformis mosseae
Lineage: Eukaryota; Fungi; Glomeromycota; Glomeromycetes; Glomerales; Glomeraceae
Source: the annotation of a GenBank genome assembly